UUCUAAUCAUGGAGAAAUAUAAGCCCUAUAUAUUCAUGGUUAUUGUGCAGACUGCUUAUGCUGGUCUCAUCAUAAUCUCUAAGGCUGCCCUAAAUAAUGGAUUAAGUUGUUUUGUUCUGGUGUUUUACAGGCAUGUGGUUGCUUCUGUGCUUCUGGCUCCUCUUGCAUAUUUCCUUGAAAGGAAGACUCGGCCAUCCAUCACCAUUUACAGCUCCUGCAUGAUUUUCUUGCUUGCUCUAUGUGGGACAACUAUCCAACAAAAUCUCUACUUGGCAGGACUGAAAUAUGCUUCUCCAACAUUUGGAUCUGCGUUAGGGAAUGUCAUUCCUGCAAUGACCUUUGUCAUGGCUGUUUUGUUCAGAUUGGAAAAAGUUAGGAUCAAAACCCGGGCAGGACAAGCAAAGGUUUUGGGUACCUUGAUCUGCACAAUUGGAGCAUUAGUUAUGACUGUGUACAAGGGUUCUGUUAUACCCAAGCUCUGGUCUCCUCCUAUUCAUCAAAAGCACCAUCUUAAUAAAGUUCACGAGGAUUGGAUAAAAGGUUCUAUUCUAAUGAUGACCAGCUAUAUUGCAUGGUGCACAUGGUUUAUUCUUCAGGCUAAAAUCAUAAAGUUUUAUCCGGCUCAAAUGUCACUGAUAACGUUGAUGUGUUUUGCUGCCUCACUGCAAUCAGGCGUGGCAGCCUUAAUUUUUGAACGAAAGCUUUCUGCCUGGGCUUUGGGCUGGAACCUUCAACUAUUGACUGUUGUCUAUGCUGGAAUAGUGAUUUCAGUGCUUGCAUACUGCAUGCAAAUGUGGUGCAUCGGCAAAAAAGGGCCAGUUUUUGUAGCUAUGUUCUCUCCUGUAGUCUUGCUAAUAGUUGCCAUUUUGUCACCUGCUGUUCUAGAUGAACAACUGUAUUCUGGAAGUCUAGAAGGAGGGAUUUUGGUUGUUGUAGGUCUUUAUACAGUGCUAUGGGGGAAGAAGAGGGAUAUGAAGGAUGAUGGUAAGCUGCUACCAAUGGAAAGUCUACCAGAAAGUAUCUCAAAUGAGGUCAAACAAGGAUCCAUGCAAUCAAAGGAAAGAGAGCAUAUAAAUAUCAUAUGAAUGCAGAUUUGGCCUAUUUCAAAGGAGCAUUAGAUGAUGCUACAG
Messenger RNA from Cryptomeria japonica (Japanese cedar), 1130 nucleotides. RefSeq names its product WAT1-related protein At5g07050. The record is from RefSeq and is a predicted model, not a curated record. Bases 9 to 1085 code for a protein of 358 amino acids. NCBI's taxonomy places the organism in Eukaryota, Viridiplantae, Streptophyta, Pinopsida, Cupressales, Cupressaceae. Gene Ontology annotation, cellular component: plasma membrane. Gene Ontology annotation, molecular function: transmembrane transporter activity. The transcript has 7 exons.